Macadamia integrifolia is the source of this 1634-nucleotide messenger RNA. Its product is annotated as GABA transporter 1-like. NCBI's taxonomy places the organism in Eukaryota, Viridiplantae, Streptophyta, Magnoliopsida, Proteales, Proteaceae. The record is from RefSeq and is a predicted model, not a curated record. Gene Ontology annotation, cellular component: plasma membrane. Bases 34 to 1410 code for a protein of 458 amino acids. The transcript has 7 exons.
GCUAUCAUAACUAGUUGCAGAAAAAACUAAGAUAUGGGUACUGAACAAUCACCACAAAAGACAACAACAGUAGCAUCAGCCCCAGAAGAAGGGAACACUAGUUGGGUAGAUGCAGAAGGUGGUGGAGUAGCUGUUUCUUCAGUUAAUGGAAGGCAAGGGACUUGGAAGCACGCCGCCUUCCAUAUCGCUACCACCAUCGCCACUCCGGCAGCUUAUGCGCCGCUGCCGUUUGCUCUUGCUUCUCUGGGUUGGCCUCUUGGUGUAAGCAGUUUGGUGGCUGCAACAAUAGCAACAUGGUACUCUAGUCUUUUGAUUGCUGCUUUGUGGAAGUGGGAUGGGAAGGAACAAACUACUUAUAGACAUCUUGCCAAGAGUAUCUUUGGGCCCUGGGGUUACCGGUGGGUUGCAUUUUUUCAGCAGGUGGCUUCCCUGGGAAACAAUAUCGCCAUCCAAAUUGCUGCUGGAAGUAGCCUGAAGGCAGUUUACAAACACUAUCAUCCAAAUGGCUCCUUAACCUUACAGCACUUCAUAGUCUUCUUUGGAAUUUUCGAAUUAUUUCUAUCACAUAUCCCAGAUAUUCAUUCACUGCGAUGGGUGAACGCAUUGAGCACUUUCAGCACAAUAGGAUUUGCUGCCACAACCAUUGGUGUGACCAUCUAUGAUGGCAAGAAGACUGAUAGAAGUUCAAUUAGUUAUGGAUUAAAAGGAAGCAGCUCUACCAAGGCAUUCAAAGCGUUCAAUGCUUUAGGGGCAAUUGCCUUUUCAUUUGGAGAUGCAAUGCUUCCAGAAAUACAGGAUACUGUGAGGGAACCUGCAAAGAAGAACAUGUAUAAAGGUGUUUCAGCUGCAUACACAGUGAUUGUAUUGACUUAUUGGCAGAUAGCCUUCACAGGUUUCUGGGCUUUUGGAUCAGAUGUUCAGCCUUAUAUACUGUCUUCCCUCACAGUCCCACAGUGGGCAAUUGUAAUGGCUAACAUUUUUGCAGUAAUUCAAAUAUCAGGCUGUUAUCAGAUAUACUGCAGACCAACUUUUGCCUGUAUUGAGGAUCGAAAGAGUUCCUCCAAAAAGGCCAAAGAACACCUUCAGAUCAGAAGGAUAGUGCAAUAUGUUGCUCUUCGGUUGGCUUACAUAGCUAUCAUUAGUACCAUUGCCGCUGCCAUGCCUUUCUUUGGGGAUUUUGUUUCAAUCUGUGGUGCCAUUGGAUUCACUCCCCUAGACUUUGUCUUCCCAGCUAUAGCAUUUCUGAAAGCUGGAAAAAUGCCGAAGAACUCUAGCCUUCGCUAUUUUGUGAAGGGCCUUAACAUCACAAUUUCCAUCUGGUUUACCAUUGUUGCUAUACUGGGUUGCAUUGGGGCAGUCAAGUUCAUCAUACAAGACGUUAACACUUACAAGUUCUUUCAUGAUAUGUGACAUUGGUUAAGCUUCUUCCCUUAGUCGAUGCUUACAAGUGAUCGAUUUUGUAUUUAGUGUACCGGAGGUGAUUAAUACUUUUGGCUAACUCUGUUUUCCCUGGAUUGGUGAAACAUGGACAGAGCUUCUUGGGCUAGCAGCUAAAUUGUGAAGUCACAGAAAGAAGCUUUAGAAAUGUAUGAUUCAGGUACGAUUAAGAAACUAGAAAAUGUAUGAUCCAUGUA